Asparagus officinalis (garden asparagus) is the source of this 738-nucleotide messenger RNA. RefSeq names its product NAD(P)H-quinone oxidoreductase subunit L, chloroplastic. Bases 61 to 606 code for a protein of 181 amino acids. NCBI's taxonomy places the organism in Eukaryota, Viridiplantae, Streptophyta, Magnoliopsida, Asparagales, Asparagaceae. The record is from RefSeq and is a predicted model, not a curated record. Gene Ontology annotation, molecular function: oxidoreductase activity, acting on NAD(P)H, quinone or similar compound as acceptor. The transcript is spliced from 4 exons.
UGUUGAGAUAAGAUCCCAAAGCGAGCAAAUCCACAGGAGAGAAAAAGAAGGAAGAGAACCAUGCGCAGCAUUAGCAGCAGCUCCUCGAGUCCCCUCGUCUCCGCGCUCAUCCAGUCAUCAUCAUCAUCAUCCUCCGCAAAACCAAGAACACUCCUCUUUAACAACUCCAAACCCAAACCCAUCAACCCAACAUCCCUCACUGUCACCCCUAACAACCCCACUAAUUCCCCUUCUCACAUUGAGAAGCUCAAUGUGCUUCUCCUUCAAUCUGGUGCUCUAAUGGCCUCCGUUGGGGUACCUGGUGCCUUGGCAGUGACUGGGGAGAAUGGGGGAGAUGAUCUGGUCACCACCUUGGUCUCUGGUGGCAUUGUUGCUGGUCUCUACCUUUUUGUUAUUCCGCCUAUUCUCAUGAACUGGAUGAGGCUGAGAUGGUACAAGCGCAAAUUCUUGGAGAUGUACCUGCAGUUCAUGUGCGUCUUCAUCUUCUUUCCCGGGCUGUUGUUAUGGGCUCCGUUUAUCAACUUCAGAAAGUUUCCAAGGGAUCCUACCAUGGAAUAUCCUUGGUCUACUCCAAAAGAUGAUGUUCCACUGUACAAAUCAAGAUAAAAUUCUCUGCAUGUGAGUUUCUGUUUAUAUGUAUAAAAAACUAAUUGAUGUAAAUUUGGCUUUUCUGAUUGUUCAAACAAUCCUACAACGUCAAUACAAGCGAUGCAAGAAGGCAUAAUUUUAUGUUAUCUA